This is a messenger RNA of Lampris incognitus (smalleye Pacific opah), 1285 nucleotides long. It is a transcript of the gene dhrs7cb, whose product is annotated as dehydrogenase/reductase (SDR family) member 7Cb. Gene Ontology annotation, biological process: regulation of release of sequestered calcium ion into cytosol by sarcoplasmic reticulum. The record is from RefSeq and is a predicted model, not a curated record. The coding region runs from base 155 to 1096 and encodes 313 amino acids. Gene Ontology annotation, molecular function: all-trans-retinol dehydrogenase (NAD+) activity. Lineage: Eukaryota; Metazoa; Chordata; Actinopteri; Lampriformes; Lampridae. Gene Ontology annotation, cellular component: sarcoplasmic reticulum membrane. The transcript has 7 exons.
GACAGACAGACAGACAGACAGACAGACAGAGGAGAGCUAUGUGAAUGGACAAGGGGCACAGAGACAGAGAAGGGCUAAUACGCUGUUACCUAACUAAACCCGGAAAACAACAACCAAUCCCUGUGAAGGAUUAGCUCGUCCCCCAUGCUGGAUCAUGUCUGUCCCCUCUGUGAUGGUGCUGCCCCUGCUGAUUGUCAUGGCAGCAGGGCUCUACUACAUCUACAAUGAGAUCAUCCAAUUCAUGUCCAAAUCCUUGGUGCGAAACAAAGUGGUCGUCAUCACAGAUGCCGUGUCAGGAGUGGGGAGCGAGUUGGCUCAUAUCUUCCACAAGGGAGGUGCCAGGCUGAUCCUGUGCGGGACUAGCUGGGAUAAACUGGAGUCUCUGUACGACUCCCUGACAAGUGACGCCGAUCCAAAAGAGACGUUUGCCCCCAAGCUGGUGAUCCUGGACUUCAGUGACAUGGGCAGCAUGCCGGAGGUGGUGGCGGAGGUGGAGGAGUGCUACGGCUGUGUGGACGUGCUGAUCUGCAACAGCAGCAUGAAGCUGAAGGCCCCGGUGCAGAGUGUCUCCCUGGAGAUGGACAGGAACAUCAUGGACAUUAACUACUUUGGCCCUAGCAGUCUGGCCAAAGGAGUGCUGCCAACAAUGAUUUCCAGAAGGUCUGGACACAUCGUGCUGGUCAGCAGCAUCCAGGGCAGACUGGCCGUCCCCUUCAGGAGCUCCUAUGCGGCAUCCAAGCACGCGGCCCAGGCUUUCUUCGACUGCCUGCGGGCCGAGGUGGAGGAAUAUGGAGUACAUGUCAGCACCAUCAGUCAUACCUUCAUCAACGCCUCCACCCCUCCACCCUCUGACAAACCUGCGCCCAAACCAAACCGCUUGGCUGCCUAUAUCGCCAGGCAGCUGACCCACGGUGUGUGCCCGUCGGUCCUGGCCAAUGAAAUUGUCCGAAUGGUGAACAGGAAGAGGAAAGAGGUCCUGCUGGCCCACCCCAUCCCCAGAGCGGCUCUCUACCUCCGCUCCCUCUUCCCCUCCUUCCUUUUCGCCGUGGUGGCUGCCGGAGUGAAGGACUCGGCCUUGGCUGAGCAGAUGCAGUGAUAGAGAGGCAAAGAAGGGGCGCGAGGAAGUACCAGAGCCCAGCUGGAAACUUACGCAAGGAAAUGUUAAGUGGACACGUUCCGCGGAGAGGCAUCUGCAGCGUGUUAUGAUGAUUAUAAGUCUGGCUAAUUAAUGCUUUCACAAAUUGCGGGAGAAUAUCUGAUCAGUGCUAGGUGGGUUCGGCCCUGU